CCGGUCACUUCUCCCGUGUUUGGUUAGCGUGUUCGAGGUAAUUGCGGAUCACGUGAUUUUUGUUUUUUUAUUAUACUUUCGACUUUUUGUUUAUUUCAUGCGAUUAUAUUAUUAUUGUUUUCGAUUAUUAAGUAAUUGUUAUCCGAUAAAGGCGUAUUACAACUUGAAAUAUAUAAUCUGACGGGCGGAUUAACGUGUUUAGUUUCGAGUCUAUAUAUAACAAUACUAAUCGACAAACAUCGGAACAGUUCAAUGUGACGGAUGGAAUCAUAAAACAAUAAGCGAGUACACGUACCAAUUAAUUUAAGAAAUACAUUAGUAAAUACAUAAAUGUAGUAAUUGGCGGUUGUGCUGUUCUUUAAAUUUUGCUCUCUGCGAUUGCCGAUAACUUUUAAAACUAUUGAUAAUUAUUACGUACUAUAUAGAUAGGUGUUCAUAAAUAUUAUAAUCAAAAUGGACAAUUGGAAGAAAAUAUCGUUUUUGGUCGGUGUGUUUGCAUUCCUGAGAGAAUUCCGACCCAUCGAACCAUUUUAUGCUGCGUAUAUGACAAGUCCUUACAUAAAUUGUACAGUUGAACAGAUACCAACAGAGCUGUAUGCUGUUGGAUCAUAUUCUAUGUUUGUGUUGAUCAUAAUUAUAUUUUUGGUCUCGGAUUAUGUCAGAUAUAAACCUGUACUAAUUGUCGAUGGAUUUGGCGGAAUAGUUCAUUAUAUUGCCAUAACAAAUCGUCCUUCAAAACUCAGAAUACAGUUUGGACAGGCGUUCUUUGGGUUCUUUUAUUCCGCUGAAGUGGCUUUAUUUGGAUACUUAUACGCGAUGGUAGAAGAAAAAGAAUUUUAUCAAAAAAUAACUGGUCACGCGAGAGCUGCAACGUUAACAGGAAAAUUCUUUUCAUCGUGUCUGUCCCAAAUUCUAGCCACUUAUUAUGGAACUCCUCCAUUCAACGCGUUCGUUUAUAUGUCUAUUUUCGGCAUGUCAUCUACGACUAUAUGGGCGAUAUUUCUACCAAAAGUUAAGCAAAGUCUUUAUUUUUCAAAUAAGAAAAAAGUUGAAGAAACGUCGAUGGGACAGUCCACCGUCACCAUUUAUAACCCAGAAAAAUACAAGGAUUCACAGCUGAGCAUUGAAGCAGCUCCCAAUGAAGAGAAAGUCGACAAACCCGAAAAUAACGAAGUUGUGGAAGCAGAACAGAGCUUGAUCAAUACACUGUACAACGAUUUCAAACAAUCGUAUUCCGACCCGUACGUCCGUAAGCUCUGUUUUUGGUGGGCAGUGGCGAUGGGUGGUUACUUACAAGUGUAUGCGUACAUAAAUGUGCUCUACACCUACGUGUUGGAAGAAAAUGAAGAUACGGAGUUUACGCUGUACAACGGCGCGGCAGAAUCGGUAAACACACUCACAGGUGCCCUUUCCGCGUUUGCUAUAAGCAAGGUAAAUUGGAAUUGGUAUUCCGUCGGCGACAUUUUCUUCACCGUUGGAUCUGUUAUCGCCGCCAUUGUUUUGUUUUGUUGUGUUUACUGCCGAAACUUGUGGUACAUCUACGCUUUCUACAUAAUCUACGGAAUGAUGUAUCAGACUAUGUUGACUAUUGCAGAAUCUGAAGUUGCCAAACGAUUAAAUAAAAAAUGUUAUGGAUUGAUAUUUGGCUUUAAUACUUUUAUUGCAGUAUGCAUUAAUACCAUUAUUAUAUAUGGAGUGAUUCAAGGUCAUUUUAUUAAAAUCAACAUAGCACAACAAUUUUUGAUAUACACCGCGUUGUACGCAGUACUUGCGAUAUUCUUUUUCGGUACAUCCAUUUUGAAAAUGUUCAGAGACGAAGGAAUUGUAGAAUACAACUGAAGCCUGAAUGUGUCCUAAAUGAACUACCUAUGGAUAUUUUCCCUGGAACAAAAGUAAUUUUGUGAACAAAUAGAUUUAAUAUGAAUUUGUAUACUAGUAUAACUUUAAGCAUUCAAGAAAUCAUAUACGUGUUAUUAAGUUUAUUAUUACGUAUUUAAGUAAGCUUGUUAUAUAAUAUUUAUAAUAUUGUUAUAUAUAGACUAUUGUCAAUUAUUUAUUUAAAUUAUACAAAGCGAUUCGACAAGUUUUCUCA
Messenger RNA from Aphis gossypii (cotton aphid), 2092 nucleotides. Its product is annotated as thiamine transporter 2-like. Gene Ontology annotation, cellular component: plasma membrane. The record is from RefSeq and is a predicted model, not a curated record. NCBI's taxonomy places the organism in Eukaryota, Metazoa, Arthropoda, Insecta, Hemiptera, Aphididae. Gene Ontology annotation, molecular function: vitamin transmembrane transporter activity. The transcript has 10 exons. Gene Ontology annotation, biological process: transmembrane transport; vitamin transport. The coding region runs from base 454 to 1839 and encodes 461 amino acids.